AUGAAAGGGUUGCAAGUGCAAUGUCUUUACUUUCUUGUGUUAAAUGCAGUAUUUUAUGUGUGUACUUUGGAUCAGGACCACUUUGUUCAUACCCUUGGUGAGUACAUAAUCCAUUAAACUACUAUUGAGAAUGACUAUUUUGCGUUUUAUGGUCUGAUUAGAAAACAUUGCAUUUGUGCCGCUAAAUGACACAUUCUCUGAAGAAUCGAACUGUUCAGAUGAUUAUAAAUGUAGAUGACAGCCUUUAGAUACUGUAAUUUUAUAUGAUGAGGCUAUAUCAAAUUUCGGGAGUUUGUGAUGACGUAGACUAAAUUGUUAGUAUAGGAUAUGACCUCAAUUAUAAGACUGAACAGCCAUUCAUACACUAUUUGAGUAACGUUACUAUAAUUAGGGAUUGAAAAAAUCCCUAAUGUUGAUGCAUAUUGGACAUGAGAGUAGACAAAAUAUACUGAACAAAAAUAUAAAUGAAACAUGUAAAGUGUUGGUCCCAUUUUUCAUGAGCUGAAAUAAAAGAUCCCAGAAAUGUUCCAUACACACAUUAUUUCUCUCAAAUGUUGUGCACAAAUGUGUUUAAAUCCCUGUUAGUGAGCAUUUCUCCUUUGCCAAGAUAAUCCAUCCACCUGACAGGUGUGGCAUAUCAAGAAGCUGAUUAAACAGCAUGAUCGUUACACAGGUGCACCUAGUCCUGGGGACAAAAGGCCACACUAAAAUAUGCAGUUUUGUCACACAACACAAUUCCAUAGAUGUCUCAAGUUUUGAGGGAGUGUGCAAUUGGCAUGCUGACUGCAGGAAUGCCCACCAGAGCUGUUGCCAGAGUUGAAUGUUCAUUUCUCUACCAUAAGCCGCCUCCAACAUCAUUUUAGAGAAUUUGGCAGUACGCCCAACCGGCCUCACAACCGCAGACCACGUGUAACCACGCCAGCCCAGGACCUCCACAUCCGGCUUCUUCACCUGCGGGAUCGUCUGAGACCAGCCACCCUGACAGCUGAUGAGUGUUUCUGUCUGUAAUAAAGCCAUUUUGUGGGGCUGGGUCUGGCUCCCCAGUGGGUGGGCCUAUGCCCACCCAUGGCUGCGAACCUGCCAGUCAUGUGAAAUCCAUAGAUUAGGUUCUAAUGAAUGUAUUUCAAUUGACUGAUUUCCUUAUAUGAACUGUAACUCAGUGAAAUUGUUGCAUGGUGCGUUUAUAUUUUUGUUCAGUAUAGAUAAGCUACAGAAACUCAAAAGUUUUAUACAAAACUUGAUGUAGGUCUUCUGCAAUGGUGAAGUAAGACAUGGAUGUAGUCAGAUUGCAUAUGAAUACAGAAAGGCUAUGGUCUAUUUAUUAUUCAAAAUAUAAUGUAUUUGUGUCUGCUUUAACCUUCAUGGAAUGCAACCUCCAUUCAUUGCAGUGCAGUAGCCUAGUGCUUAACUAUAGCCUUGGCCAAGGAGUCUGCUGAUCCACUGUGAACACAGCUACUUUUAUACCCUGUGGGAUUUGUCAGAGCUAGAGGAACAAAGCUGGGAAAAGCUGUGGUUUCUAUGGGGUCUGUCUGACUGACUGAACCCUAGUAGCCCCCCUGGUACUGAGGGGCCUGUGCAGUCAGGCAUCCCCACCACCACCAGUGUAAUUAAAGAUUAGAAAUAGCAGCAAGGAUCAAAACAUCUUACAAUCCAUAGGCCUACAGCUACUUUCUAUUGUCUUGAAUUCUACCUGUCUGGUUUAUGGUCCAAUUAAUAUUCAAAUAUUUCUAAAGCCUAUGUGUUGUGUUCACAUUCCUCUCUAAGAUAAUUUAAUGGACAACUUCAAGGACUUGUUUCAAAACAACGAUGCCACCCCUCAUGCCUACACCAAAUUCUCCCUCCGGAAGCCUUUGAUGCCGGAAGAUGACAUCUGCUACAUCAUCCCCGGCAACCCAGAGUCUCUCAAAGAAUGGACUUUCAACAGCACCUCUAAAACUUUCCUGGUGAUCCACGGCUGGACGGUAAGCCCCUCCAACCUGUAGCAGCAUGUCUGUGACAUUAAGUCCUUCACAACUAUUGCUCAAGGGCUUGGAUUCCCCGUCAAUAACAAACCAUUUGUGCUUUCUCACUGCCACAACAGGUGUUCGGCUUGUUUGAGAGCUGGGUGGCCAAACUGGUGUCAGCACUGUAUGAGAGAGAGCUGGAUGCCAAUGUGAUCGUGGUGGACUGGCUGUACACAGCCCAGAACCACUAUCCUGUAACCGCCCAGAACACCAAGAUGGUGGGACGAGAUAUUGCUCACUUCAUUGACUGGCUGGAGGUUUGUACGAUGACUCAACAUCGAAGUCACUGCACUGUUUUUCAGAGAAAGUAUAAAUAACAUGUUAUAAACAAAGAUUUACUGUAUAUUGUUUCUAUUAGGGAUGUGACAAAUGGAAAAAAUUAUUAAUGUUUAAACUGCCAUUUUUAUCAGUUUUCCAAUUAAAACGAUUCCAUUGUAAUUCACAAUGCAGAAUAAUGGUCCUAUUAAGUAUGUAUGACCGCUAGGGCCGGGCAAUUAAGUUAUAUCUACGGCGACCCUUUACAGACAUAGAACACCGUACAGGAACAUGUCGAUAAUGUAACUUUUCAGACAAUUUAAAAAAGUGCCGCAUCAGAAGACUUCAGACAGUAUAAUUCUGCUCCGGCACAUAAUGUUCUGUUGUUUCCCUGACAACAAUAAACGUUGCUGAUGCGCUGCUGUGUUUAUGCUGUUUUGAUGGUAGGGUAGCUAGAUGUUCUUUCUUUCUACUAAAUAUAAGUUGCGAUAUUUAAUGAACUUUAAAGUACUUUCUUUUAGGAAAGAGUGGUCUGCGUACAGGCGGCAGGCUAGGAUUGACAGUUCUGGUCGCCUAGGGAUGGAAGUUAGUCCCGCUUCAGAAGUUGCAUUACUUUACAACAGUAGUGGUGCAUGGGUAAAAUCACUGGGACAACCUAUGUGUUGUGAUAAUUGCGUUGUUUGCUCCAUAAUCUGUUAGUUCAUAUGCCUUGACACCGUGAUAUAUAGGCCUAAGGCCGAGACAAUAAGAAGACACAGUGGCAGAAUAAAUUCAACCACACAUCUGUUUCAUUCCAAACCAGAGAACAACAUCCACAAAACAUAUUCCAUGUAACAAACAGUUACAUGACCUACAGCAUGGUCAAGCAAGGUAAUGUUUCCAACAUUUUUGGACUGUUAAACAACUAUUAAUUUAGAACCACGGAGAGUUACCGCAAGUCGCAAAGAAAACAGGAGCUGCCUCCACUAAUCCAGGACCAUUUCAACAUCAUCUAGUCACCUAUGCUUAGUCUAAUAUAGUGACAACUAAAAGAUACCAAAAACGAUUUAGUCCAAUCAACAUAAGCUAAAUAUGAGGCUGUCCAUGGUACUGAUGUGUUUGUGCGUGCAAGUAGAAAAAAACAUGUUGACUCACCCUACUUCUAUAGAAACGCCAAUGCCAUCCUCUUUCAUGUUGUCUAAACGGUCUAUGACUCAUACAGUACAUACAGUACAUACUUUUCGUUUUUGUUGUCCUAGGCUACCUGGCUAAAAUGCUUGCUCGCUAGCCUAAUUUCCUUCCAUGGGCAACAAUACGCCAGGCCAGCUAGUUAACAUUAGCAUACUACAACUUCCAUCCUCUCAGGCCAGGGGCACAAUGUAUGAAUUUAUGGUUGGAUCACAAUCACCGUAAUAAUCAUUGGCCAGUAUGGAGAACUAAGUAAAACCAAAGUCCAAAUCCCUAUCUCAUCCAUCGCUAAUUUAGGAAAGGGACGAUUUUAGCUAGCCACCGGAGAACAACAACACAACGAGAUGCAACAAUUCAAGUUAUUUACUGUCAAUAAUAACGUUUGGCCUGUGACGUGAUUGGUCUGAAGCCAAAUCCAAACUUGCUUCCCUUGACACUUUUUUUGGUGCGCCAGGAUCAUUCACAGCUGAGCUCACUUAGUUUAGCUCAAUGCUGAUUGGCUAUUAUUUUAUUUAUUUUUUAUAAAUGCUUGCUGGCUUCUCUUGCAUUCAAUGCUACGGAUGGCAACAAUGUCAUUCUCUUUCUGACCAGACAACAUCAGAUUGUCUCAGUAUGUGUAGCCUGAGGGGCGCUGUUUACAUACAUGAAUACACGCCACCAAUGUUCCCUCUAAACUGCGCACACGCAGUCGCCCCGAGUGCAGGCAGAAAUAUCUGCCCACAGAGAGAAGCACGGGAUUGAACUUCACUCUACUUUCUAGAGCAGUGGUUACCAACCAGUCGAUCGCCUUGUGUUCCUAUUUUUUUUGUAUUCUUCUCGGGUUGUUAGCGGUAGGUGCAUCGGAUUCAGCUGCCCUGCUCGCCGGUAGGUGAACUGUUGCCAUUUUGAACCAUUUCAUGUCUCUGAAGGUGCAAACUCUGCCUUCCUGGUGGGCCUAGAGAGCAAAUCAAAUGCACUAUAGGCCUACCGCUGGCCAGUCGGAUGGCUCAGAUGACCGUGUCUGCAGUAACGUAGCAGGCAUAAAAGAAAGUGUAUCUAUAGGCUUGCAUUGUUAUUAUUAGCGGCUUGGGUAUUUUUUUUAUAUCAAGGAAUAUUUCACUUUUUCUGUUCAUAGGUGUAACAACAUGAAUUUGUGCAUGAGGCAGAAAUAAUGCGGUGCGACUUGAGUUUCACCAUCAGCUGGAAGGUCCGAGUCAGUGGAGGAAAGGGAGAGUGGAGGGAUGUUGAGAGGCCGACCCUCAGUCUGCUGCUCUCUCCCUUCGCUGAGACUGACCAUCAGAUGCAGGCACCAUCAGCCCAGAAAAAUAAGAAGCUAAUUAUUUAAAUGUAUGCUCACUCAGCUGUGCUUCACAAGUAAUACAACAACGGAUCUAUUUUUGGUAUUUGGUAUUUUAUUAGGAUCCCCAUUAGCUGUUGUAAAAUCAGCAGCUACUCCUCCUGGGGUCCACAUGGAACAUGACAUAAUACAGAAUAUUAAUAGACAAGAACAGCUCAAGGACAGAAUUACAUCAAUUUAAUUUCAUUUUGACUGAAAGUGAUCUUGACUCAGAAAAGGUUGGUGACCACUGUUCUAGAGUUUUCCCUGUUAACACUAUCAACGUUUCCCUUUACUGUGGCAAUUGUGAUCGAAUGAUCAAUGCAAUAUUAGCCACUUUCAAUGCAACUUACCGAAACAAAACAAACUAUGCAAGAGAUUGUUGUAGGCAGAACGCAUCGGAGUACGAUUCUAUUGCAUUGACACGCACUACUCAGCCCGUACUUUACACAGACCGGUGUGGCAUAACCAAUCAGAGCUGCAGUAGGCCUAUAUGCAAAUAGACCAUUGCCAUACAUGGAUCUGUGCCAUUUUACUUUUAACUGGACUGUGUUUACAGCAUGAGCAGUCGUGAGUAAAUGCGCUUGUUUUGAGAUCAAAGUGAAAGCUGCAUGUAGCCACCUGUGCACAUUUUGUUCAUAUCCUUUGCUAGUUAGUGAGUUACUAUCCCAGUUAUAGAUCGUUUGUAGUCAGCAAUAGGAGAGAGAUUGCUUCCUACAAGAGUACUCCUGAGUGGUGCAGUGGUCUAAGGCACUGCAUCGCAGUGCUAACUGUGCCACUAGAGAUCCUGGUUCGUAUCCAGGCUCUGUCGCAGCCGGCCGCGACCGGGAGACUCAUGGGCGGCGCACAAUUGGCCCAGCGUCGUCCAGGGUAGGGGAGGGAAUGGCCGGCAGGGAUGUAGCUCAGUUGACAGAGCAUGGCGUUUGCAAUGCCAGGGUUGUGGGUUCGAUUCCCACGGGGGGCCAGUAUAAAAAUGUAUAUAUAUAUAUAUAUAUGUAUUCACUAACUGUAAGUCGCUCUGGAUAAGAGCGUCUGCUAAAUGACGUAAAUGUAAGAGCACAAAACGUGUACAUUUCUAGACAUCUUUUAAAAGUGAGUCAGGUAAAUAGCUUUUUUUUGUCUUAAAGGGGCAGUGUUGUAUUUUGAGACAGGCUUGAAUAAGCUAAGUAGCCAAUAGGCAGAGGGUAGCUUAAUUUGUAUGAUUCUCUGUAAUAAUGGUAUGGGAAUAAUAAUGCAUUUUAUUUUGUAAAGUGGUUUCUUGCAUCAAAUAACACAACAUUUUCAAUCACCUUGUCUGAAGGACAAGUGGAUAAACAGGUUAAUGUCAAGCCCUUUUUUUUUUUUUUUAAGUCUCAUGGAACGAAGGCAUACAUUGAACACCACACAUUGGCUGCUACUGUAGGCUGUUAAAAUGAUUCAUUUUCUCCAUUGUUUUUGAUGGUAGGACACUCUGGUAGGCCUACAUUAUGAUGAAACAGCCACAGUAGCCUACAUGGCCACUGUUAAAACGGUAACUUCAAGUGGGUACAGCCUCAGUGUUCACAGUAAACGUGCGCUGGAAGUUGCACAGAAUUUUCACAAUGUUCAACUUUGCGCUCAGCAGACCAGAAAUUUGCUCAGUGGCAAACAUUUUUUGGAGAGAACAUUGCACGGCACUGCUUUGCAGACAAGCAAAAUGCCUUUCAUGUCUCCAGAGAAGGUUUUGUGUCGGCGUUUUAAAAAGCCGUAGUUUGGCCUACCCUAACAUAAACAAACGUGCCGUAGCCGAGGCGCUUUCAAGGGGCCACACACCAUUAUAUCUGAAAAGGGUAAUCGAUACAGGCUAUACUGGUAACCCACUGUAAUUUCAUAUUAUGAGACAAAAACACCCCACCCACUUAGCAACGAAGAGGAGCUUACCCCGUGCUCACAAGACUGGCCCGAAGUUACCUCUGUAUCCCAGCAACAUCGGCCCCAUGAAUAACCUAAGCCUGGAUAUUCUACAUGCAACAGACCGAAGACUGAACACACACUCUUGUCAUUAGCAAAGAGAGAGAGCAGGCAGGCCAGCGCGAGGGAGAGAGAGGGGGGCAGGUAGAACCGCAAUGUCUUAAUUGUCUUGCAUGCCUCGCAAAUUCACCUAAGUUUGCUGGUUUUAUUUAAAUUACGCAACUUUCCCCCAGGCCUUUAUAGCCAUACAGACUAGUUAGGCUACAACACGGAAAAUUAUGUUUUGUGAUAACUGCACUGUGAUUUAGGGAUUUUUCUUAACGUUAAGGAUCCCAACUUCGUUUUAACGUUUCAUGUUCACACCCCUAGUUUCUAUGGCAAUGAACUUGACACUUUACUCCAAUGUUUUUUGUAGGAGGCAACCAACAUACCUCUUGAAAACCUCCACCUCAUUGGCUACAGUCUAGGUGCUCAUGUGGCAGGAUUCCCCCCGUGGGAAUCGAAUGCACAACCCUGGCAUUGCAAACGCCAUGCUCUACCAACUGAGCUACAUCCCUGCCGGCCAUUCCCUCCCCUACCCUGGACCAAUUGUGCGCCGCCCCAUGGGUCUCCCGGUCGCGGCCGGCUACAACAGAGCCUGGAUUCGAACCAGGAUCUCUAGUGGCACAGCUAGCACUGUGAUGCAGUGCCUUAGACCACUGCGCCACUCGGGAGUCCACUGAGUGUACAAAACAUUAAGGACACCUUCCCAAUAUUGAUUUGCAGCCCCCCUUUUGCCCUCAGAACAGCCUCAAUUCGUUGGGGUAGGGACUCUACAAGGUGUUGAAAGCGUUCCACAGGGACGCUGGCCCAUGUUGACUCCAAUGCUUCCCACAGUUGUGUCAAGUUUGUUGGAUGUCCUUUGGGUGGUGGACCAUUCUUGAUACACACGGGAAACUGUUGAGCGUGAGACCCAGCAGCGUUGCAGUUCUUGACACAAACCGGUGUGCCUGGCACCCACUACCAUACCCCGUUCAAAGACACUUAAAUAUUUUAUCUUGCCCAUUCACCCUCUGAAUGGCAUACAUACACAAUCCAUGUCUCAAGGCUUAAAAAUCAUUCUUUAACCUGUCCCCUCCCCUUCAUCUACACUGAUUUUAAGUGGAUUUAACAAGUGACAUCAAUAAGGGAUCAUAGCUUUCACCUGGAUUCACCUUGUCAGUUUAUGUCAUGGAAAGAGCAGGUGUCCUUAAUGUUUUGUAUACUCAGUGUAUAUAACAACAUUCACAAUCACUUUCCACACAAUGACUCUGUUGACAAUUUGGGUACUGAUCUAUCAUUGGCUAAGGCAGACAUGUAAUUGUCCAUUUGUAACUUAUUCGAAGAUGGCAGGGCUUGUCAACAAUAGGGUGGUGACUUCAGUACAACAAUAUGACAGCAGUUGCAGUAACUCUGCAGCUAGUCGCUUAUCUGUCUUUACGACUAACAUUGUAGCUGUCAGCCUGACAAAAGCCCAUUCAUAGCUGUUAUAAACAGAGGCCCCCAAACAUCACGGCUAGAGAGAAUCCCUUCAGAAGGUCACCAGAAACAUCACUCUUAUUGUAGGGCCCAGAUAAAGGUUGAUAUUACUAUCUAUAAUGGUAAUGUUAGGGAAGGGAACUUUUUCCUUCAAUUGAGAAUCUCAACUCUGGUUUUUGAAUGUGGACCAGUAAUGCAACUAUCCCCUUUAUGUUCACAGCCAUCACCGACGUUCCCAGAUGUUCCCAUGAGCGUUCCAUCCACCUGUUCAUCGACUCCCUGGUCAACGAGCAGGAGGCCAGCAUGGCAUACCACUGCGGGAGCAACGACAUGUUCGACCGCGGAAUGUGCCUCAGCUGCCGAAAGAACCACUGUAACACCGUGGGCUACAACAUCAGAAAGAUCCGCAAGACACGCAGCAUCAAGAUGUACACCAAGACCAGGGCCUCCAUGCCGUUCAGAGUCUAUCAUUACCAGCUGAAGAUCCACUUCUCCAGUAAGGUGGACAGGUCUGAGAUGGAGCCUUCACUGACAGUCUCUCUGAUUGGAACCAAAGGAGAUGUUGAAGACCUCAAGCUGACACUGUGAGUACCUGCUCCAACAGGCAGUUAAACCCUAAACCAUACAACAAAGCACAUGCAAUAUCAACAUAAGACACCUGACACCGUUUAUGAUAACAUAAGUCUUUAUGGUCUACAGUUCAAGUUCUCAUGCUACUGUAUUCUAAUCAUAGAAUACAGUAGCACGAGAACUUGAACUAUAGACCAUAAAGACUUCUCAGAGUUAAAUGAGUUGUUCUUGUGAAGUGAGUUGACAUUAAUCUGUUGAGCAUCUAUGCUCUUUCUCAUUGGCAGAAAGGAGAAGAUAAUGACCAAUAAGACCCAUUCCUUCCUGUUGGUAGCGGAGAAAGACAUAGGCCACCUACUGAUGGUAAAGUUCAAGUGGGAGGAGUCUACUAGUUGGUCUGCCUCGUCCAUGCUCAAAAUGGUGUCGUCUUGGUGGUCAGAUGAUUAUGCGGAUUCUGAAGUGGAGGUUCACAAAAUACGCAUCAGAGUUGGGGAGACUCAGAAAAAGUGA
Molecule: messenger RNA, 9243 nt
Organism: Coregonus sp. 'balchen'
Lineage: Eukaryota; Metazoa; Chordata; Actinopteri; Salmoniformes; Salmonidae
Source: the annotation of a GenBank genome assembly